AUGCCCCUCGUCGUCCCCGGCAUAAACAACACCUCGGGCGGCAGCUCAAACACCUCGGAGUGGAUGAACAAGCUGAUGGGCAAGCGCAUCGGCGAGACGAGCAACGAGACGUCGUUCGCGAAAAAGGAUCUGCCGCAGAACCAUCGUGUGGUUGAGGAGGGCGGCAUGAUGACCAUGGACCAUAAUCCGGACAGGCUGAACAUCCACGUCGACAAGGACGGGACCGUCAAGAAGGUGACGCAUGGAUGA
Molecule: messenger RNA, 249 nt
Organism: Fonsecaea multimorphosa CBS 102226
Lineage: Eukaryota; Fungi; Ascomycota; Eurotiomycetes; Chaetothyriales; Herpotrichiellaceae
Exons: 2
Coding region: 1-249 (82 amino acids)
Source: RefSeq, a predicted model, not a curated record